This is a messenger RNA of Funneliformis caledonium, 1695 nucleotides long. Lineage: Eukaryota; Fungi; Glomeromycota; Glomeromycetes; Glomerales; Glomeraceae. The record is from the annotation of a GenBank genome assembly.
AUGUCAAAUAGAAUAUUAAUAAAAAAGAGUAAGGUUACGUUGAGUCAGCCUCCACUUGUAAUUGGCCGAGGGGCAAUGGGAGAAGUAUACUUGGCCACUUUUCAAGGAAAGUCUGUGGUCGUAAAAAGGAGUCAGGAAUAUAGUAACUACUUCAAAUUACAAAAUCACAGCAAUAUACUAAAAUUCUUCGGAGUGAUAAGAGAAGAUCGAUAUUCUUUUUCAUUGGUAUUGGAAUACGCGCCCAAUGGAAAUUUAUCGAGUUAUCUUAAAUCUCAUACAAUAGCGUGGAGUGAUAAAGCAAGAAUUUGCAGAGACAUAGCACUCGGACUAAUGCAUUGUCACGAAAAUAAUGUGCUACAUUUCGAUCUUAAACCCGAAAAUGUCUUGCUGGACCGGGAUUGCGUUCCAAAGUUGGCCGAUUUUGGCAUUUCCAAGACCAAGAGUCAGAUGGUGUUGGAUCAUGGAAAAGCUGGUGGUACCAUUAAUUAUGUGGCACCGGAACGCGUAUGUAGAGAACUUAAAAUGAGAGAAUUCUUUGACAACCAUCCAAAACUUUCCGACAUAUAUUCAUUUGGGUUGAUAUUGUGGUCAGGUAAACAAUCAUUUAUUUCACGAAUUAAUCCUUCUUAUGUUACGCAUCGUUUGAAUUUAACUUUAAAAAUGAAUGAUGUAGUUGCCAAGGAAGGAGUGCACCCUUACGAAGGAAUGGAUGAUGAUGAGAUUAAAGAAUAUAAAAGAUCGACUCGCGCAAUGUAUGAUUUGUUGGAACAACUUCCUUCGGACACACCGCAAAUUUACAACCAGCUUAUAUUUGAUUUGACGCAAUACGUUCCGAGCGAAAGACAUAAUUUACCCGUUGAUGAUUUGGAUUCUUCUGAUGAUGAUUUUGAUGGUUCCGUAUCAAGCAGCAAGCCAGUAUCCACAUCCACGACAAUUGAAAGCGAAAAAAGCACACUCGCAAGUGACAAGGACAUAACAUUUUCUGAAACAUCAACAGAACCAAGGCCAUUAAGCAUAUCAUCAAGCAUUUAUCGAAAUCCCAUUCGUAGUGGUAGCGCACCUGUUCCAUCAUCUUCAUCAUCCGAUAAUGAUGAUAAUAACACUUAUAAUCUUAUUCUUGGUAAGCCAAUCGUUACUUCCCCAGCGUCCAACGAGGAUGAUAACCCAAUGGGAAUCGUGAUUCCCCCAAUGGAUGCUAUUCUUAAUCGUGACAUCAGGCGGGAUAGUAAAGGUAGUUACAAUAGGCGAGAUAGCGAUUGUAGUAGGUAUAGACGUGAUUCCGGAGUUGAUCGAAAAUCACAGUGUACGUUGGUUGGCUCGCCGUUAACCCCUAAAACUCCUCCAUUUGAAAAAGUGAUCUUAAAAAUUUCAAAUGUGGAUCAAGAAUUGAUGGACGGUGUUAUCAGCAUAUGUGAUCAUUGGGAAAAUGUCACUGAUGACGUUUUGAAAAGAAAAUUAGACAAUCUAUGCUACGAUAAAAAGAAGAAACCCAAAGAUAUAUUAGCACUCUUCGAAAAUUACCCAUCAAAGUCCGCCGAUUAUUAUUUUGCUGUCGGAUUCAUGAAUGAACAUGGAUUUGGAAAGGUCAAAGACCCGACGUUGGCCUUUGAAUAUUAUUCUAAAGCGGCGGAUUUAGGUGAUCCAAGAGGAUUGGUCUUUGUAGGAACGAAUAUUGUAUGGUCCCUUGAGAUCUAG